AUGUCGAGCCAGAGCCAGAGCCAGGCGUCCACGACGCCACUAACAGCGGCCAUGGCACUUAUCAUGGAAACGCCGGCGUCUGUGCGCGAGGAAAUGUGGCACCAACAGCUGUCCUUCUACGUCACCCUCGCCUUCUAUGUGCCGGCCCUGUUCGACUUUUGCAACACGUUACCGCGGGAAAUUUCAGAGAUCUACAUUCCGGAGAUGUGGAUCGCAGUAAAGAAGAGGAAACUGCCCUCUGUGGCCAUUGUCGGCCUUGUCGUCACGCGUCUCAUCACUGUUCCCACCAUCGUCAGUACCCUUGCUUAUCAGACACAGCCAUCGAGCUGCCAGGCCAGCCUGCGCAUGGCUCUCGUCGGUGUCGGCAUUGCCUCGAGCUGUUGCGAGGCGAUAUUCAUCGCUCGGACACUGGCGAUCCAGAACAAGAGCAAGAUCCUGCGAAUCCUGCUCUGGUUAAAUUGGCUUGGCAUUACAGUCUCGUACUUUGCUUCAAACGCAUCCAUCACCGUGGACCAGUUGCCUGCUCCACCCGCAAACAACCCGUACCUGGGUACCUGCCAUCACCUCGCACACAUCUCGCGCUGGAUCCCCCUGCCAUCGCUCUGGAUGGCCGCGCUCGACCUGUUCGUCUUCUGUAUAACAGUCUACCACGGCAUCACCCUGCAUCUCUAUCACCUGGACCCUUCGAGAGUGUCGAGGAUCACCAAGUUGCUCUACCGAGAUGCUGGAAUUUUUUUUAUCUUCUCGUUUCUCGCUCACAUUGUCGAGGCAGUUUGGCUGAUCACCCAUGCGGACGACACCGCAUACAUGGGCCUUAUAUACCCUCUCCACGCAUUUGCUCCCCUCGUCCUCGGCCCGCGCGUCGUCGUAAACUUGCGACUCCUAGUUGUGCGCAUCGAAGGCCGGGACAGCGAAAAAUACGAGCUUCCUGUUCGUGGACGGAGCUUCUCCAAUGCAUCCACGAUUGUCGCAGAACUUGAACCGGCGAGUCAAGCGCCUGGCGCACCCAUUCUCCCGCUCAAUUACAGAGCCCAUGACACGCAACAGCAACAGCAGCAGCAGCAUCGUAAGGCAAGCUCACAAUAUCCACCGAGCUCAUCGCAAGCGGGCCGCUCUGCAGCAGGCUCGCGCUCGUCAAAGUCGCCACGCCCACGCCGGCCGGCCAGUACAAUGAGCAGGACCAGCACCAUUGACUCAUGCCUAUCGCAAGAUGACAAUGAUGCGAUGGAAGAGCUCUCUGGAGCCGACGCAACUGUCUCUCCGCUUCUGUCAUCUCAGUCCCCUUCGCCUUCCCCUCGUUCAAACACUCCUUCUGCUUCAUCAACGGCGGCGCCACAGAAUACAAGACGCACCGCAGUCAAGAACGCACCGCACAUCCCACCAACCCUUACGCCACCAUCUACGCUAUUGCCGGUCGAGAGCGGCGAUCAGAGCCACGAUGCGUCAACCUUGUCGGUCCGCUCGCACGCUUCGAAGCGAUCGCGUCCGUCAGAUACUGGAUCGUACGAUGCAGCCGAUCAGGAGCACAGAGGAAGCCAGGACCAGGGCGCCGAGACCGAAAGCACAUUCCAACCUCUUGUCCCUCCUCCCCCCCAAUGGACCAUAUCCUCAUCGCAUUACUUUACACCACCCCCUCAGUGGACCGUGUCGCACGACGUCUAG
Molecule: messenger RNA, 1662 nt
Organism: Acaromyces ingoldii
Lineage: Eukaryota; Fungi; Basidiomycota; Exobasidiomycetes; Exobasidiales; Cryptobasidiaceae
Exons: 3
Coding region: 1-1662 (553 amino acids)
Source: RefSeq, a predicted model, not a curated record